GCUGCUGCAGGCCAGGCUGCUGCUGCUGCUACGUGCCCAAUGAAAGGAUUUGCUGUGCUGUUAUAAAUGUUAUAAAAGUCUGGUCAACUUGAGAUUUUUAUACAGCCAUGGCUCUACAGGGGUCUCUGCUGCUCUGUGCUGUGGUCGCCACUCUGGAAAUAGGUACUUCAUUUGCCAGGCUGGAAGACCUGCCUUGUGCUUCCUCGUGCACUGGUAGCGACAAUGUGAGUUACCAGAAAGGAUCCAGGUAUACUUACAAGUACAGCACGGAGACAAGCGCCUUUCUGCUGGAGAGCCGCUCUGCAAGCACUGGACUGGCCCUCGACAGCCUGGCUGACAUCGAGGUUCUUCACAAGUGCCUCAUGGUUUUAAAACUGAGAAAUGUACAGAUCAAGAGGACAUCAACAAACAAAGAGGAUCUGAUGCCGAGUCAGGACCGGCUGAGAGAAUCCCUAGAGAAAUCCCCAUUGCAGUUUUCCUUUCAAGACGGGAAGAUUCCUGAGAUCUGCCCCUCAGUGGAUGAGCCCACCUGGGUGCUGAAUAUAAAGAGAGGGGUGCUGAGUGUGUUCCAGAGCUCACACGCAGCGAGCAGAGAGGAGACCCUGGAGGAGACUGACGUAUCUGGCAGGUGCUUGACGAGCUAUGAAUGGAAAGGCCCCUCCCUGGUGAAGACUCGUGAUCUGAAGCGCUGUUCUCACCGAGGCCUGGCUGUCACCUCGCUGGACUCCGUCCCCCUGCCAGACAGUGAUGGACAGCUCCUGGACUCCAGUCUGGAGUGUGUGCAGAGCUACAGGGAUGGGGUGAUGGAAGAGGCCUCCUGCACUGAAGCGAACCUCCUCACUCCCUUUUCCCGGGAUGCAGGGGGUGCCCAAACAAAAACACUGUCUACAUUUAAACUGCUCCGAGUCCAGGAAGGGAUACCAACAAACAGAGACGACUCCAGGGAGGUUUAUUCGAGCAGUCUGCUGUACGAGAGAGAGGAUGGAGGGGAAACAGGGACGAGAGCAUCUACAGCAGAGCAGGCUGCCGAGACUGUGAGGAAGCUCUGUGUGACAAAGGGCCUGCAUUACGAGCAUGCAGAUCUCUUCAUGAGCCUGGUGUUCCAACUCAGGGCCCUGUCUGCUGAAGCACUCGGUGACCUCUGGCAGCGCGCGUCCUUCAGAUGCAGAGACAACUGGCAGCCCCUGGUGGACGCUCUGCCAGCCUGCAGCUCUGAGGCCUGUGUGUCUCUGAUAGCGGAGCUCCUUCUGUCCAGGGAGAUGGAGGAGGAGAGAGCCACAUCUUUCCUCACGUCACUCACCUUCAUUCCACAGCCCACCGCCGGCAUGAUCGCCACUCUGACUACACUGCUGCGGUCACCCGAAGCCAGUCGGAGUGUUUUCCUGGGAGUGUCUUCAGUGGUGCACACCUUCUGCUCUGCAGUGCAGCCUGCGUGUGCCAGCGUCCCUGAGGUGCUGGCCCUGAUGACAGUGCUUCAGGGGUAUCUAGAGGAGGACUGUGGCUCUGGGGCGGACCCUGAACAGCUCUCCCAGCUGCAGUCCGUGCUGAAGGCGGUGGGGAAUGCAGGUCUGGCGGCUGCAGCUCUCACUCCUGCACUCAGCCUCUGCGCUGAGACCCAGACCGGCCCUGUGGAGCUGAGGCUCGCAGCCCUCGACGCAUUCCGACGCAUUCCCUGCAACGCUGAUCGUUCCGUGCUGCUCCGGCUGUACCGCUCACGGGAGGAGGACGUGGAGGUCAGGAUCGCUGCCUACCUGCAGGCUAUGAGGUGUCCGAACGAGGGGCUGCUGCAGGCCGUGAGCCAGGCUCAGAGAGAGGAGACGUCCAGCCAGGUUGGUGCCUUUGUGUGGAGCCACCUGUCUCAGCUGAUGGAGACAGAGGACCCGCUGAAAAGGGCAGUGAGAGACUCUCUUCCUGAUGACAUCAUCACUAAAGACUUUGACACUGAGGCCUGGAAAUUUUCCUCCUACACUGAUGCCACCUUCCAGUCAGGCUAUGGAGGUGCCAAUGUGGAGGCUGCAAUGGUCUUCUCCCCCAAGUCAUUUCUGCCUCGCUCUGCAAUGGGGAACCUGACCGUCCACGUGCUGGGCAGAGCCAUCAACCUGCUCGAGGUCAAUAUCCGUGCUGAAAACAUUGAACCACUUGCUCAGAGGGUAUUUGGCAAUCAGCCAUUUGAUUUUGGUGGAGAUUCUGUAACUGAGGAAGACCAGAGAACAAAAGAAGAUCCCACAGAGGCACCUCUGAGAGAGAAGAAAAAGAGAAACUCCGAGAGACACACAGAGGAAGAAGCUGCUGAAACCACACAGGGUCCUGGGAGGACCCGAAACAGGAAAGCAAAGCAGCAGGGGUGUCAGCCUGGGGACUACAGCAAACUGAACCAGAUAAAGGACAAGUUCACAGAGGGAGCGGAGAGGAGCGGGGCGCUGCGGUGUGGGGUGAGUGUGAAGAUCUUCGGCAAUGAGCUGAGCUUCCUCAACUGCGACGAUGUGAAGGACCAAGUGAAGCUACUUUCUCUCAGUCUGGCUGAGAUUGCGGUCAAACUUUUAAAGGGUCAGGAGGUCCAGUAUAGCAGGAGACUGAGUCUGGCCACUGAGGAGCUGAUUGUCCCAUCCCUGUCUGGGCUGCCCAUUCGACUGGCUGUCAACGCAUCCGCUGCCAUUAGCCUCCGAGUUAAAGGAGCAGUCGACUUCAAACAGUGGUCAAACUUCUUCAUCAAUGGAUACAUCAAGCCAAGUGCCCUGGUGCAUGUGUCUGCUCGGCUGGGGGUCGAGGGUCAGUGCGGUCAGGCGGGGCUGGAGUGGGUGAGUGGCUUGAAGACCUCCACCAGCCUGGAUGGAGGGGUGCAGGUGAAGAGAGGGCAGGAUCUGAAGGUGUUCCUCAACACGCCAGAGGAAACCAUGGAAAUCUUUGACAUCAGCUCCAGGCUGUUCUUGUUGAGUGCGGAGGGGAGAGAGGAGCUAUCUGGCCCUGCUGACCGCACAGUAACAGCCUCCUGCACUGACCAGGAAUUGUCCAUGCUGAUUGGCUGGCAGUUGUGUUGUGAAGCCUCGUACCCCACUGAUGCCUCCGCUGGGCCUCGCUUGCUGCCUGGUCCUGUGUCGGUGUCUGCCAGGCUGAGGAAGCUGGACAGAGCUCUGCAGCAGUACCUGUUUGAAGCUGCUUACUCCUUUGUGUCCAAGAAGGGCUCCCAAAUUCCCAGUGAAGCUGCUGUCCAUCUCUUUAUGGGCACCCCCAAAUCUGACGUCAACAGGGACCUGGCCAUUGACGUCCUCUUCCAUUACACGCAGAGGAGGCUUUCUGUCAAGCUUGUCCACCCCAAGAAGAACAUUCUUAUAGAAGGAAAAAUUGAUGAAGUCAAAUCUAUGCGCAGCGGUAAACUGGAGCUUCUACUUGACGACACAGAUCUCUACUACAUCAAGGGACGGACUGACUUGCAGACAGUAGCUGGAGAGCAGAGGUACCUGUUCCAGCUAGAAGCGAAACUGACAAAGCGAGGCAACCCCAUCAUUCUGUCAGGCAAUGCCACCAAACUGCUGGGGAAGAAGAUGAAGGUCUCAGUGGCACUGACAAAUGUGCUCAAAGACACAGCUUCAGUCUCAGUUCUGCUUGAGCGGAAGGUGGAUGAGUGGCAGAGGCAGUACUCUCUGGAGGCUGAGGCGAUCCUCCCAGGUCUGUUUGGGACCCAUGCCAUCGGCCUGCUGCAGCAGAAAGGCCCGACCUGGAGCACCGCACUGAGGCUGCGAUACGGCCUGCUCGGUGAUGCAAGGAAUCUUCGACACGAGUGCAACAUCGCUCAGAAACUCAGGAGGGAUGGUGGCUCGGAGGACACAUACCUACUGGAGGUGGAGCACGAGCUGUACUGCUCUCACAUCACUGCGUACAACCACAAGGUCCAGCUGAAGCAUGAGGAGAGUGCUGCUCACACCGAGUCCACUCUGCAUGUGAGCUAUGGGAAGCACUGGGAUGAGAUCAACAACAAGAGGAGGCUAGUCCUCAGCCAGACCUUCAAGAACCACUCCAAGCCUGCUCUCACUAACUACUUCAUGGAGUUCAGCCUGCAGUUACCUGACCGGCAGGUGAGCUACAGGACACAGCUGCAGCACUCCCACCUGCGGCAGGGCCACCUGGAGAGCAGCACCCACCUCAAGGUGCACUACAACGACAAGAUGCCCUUCGUGGCCGGGCUGCACUGGAGAGACAGCUCCAAACCCCUGCUCAGGAAAUGGGAAGGCUCCUUGAACAUGGAUACGCCAUGGCUGUAUUUAUACACAGCCCACAAGUUGAACCAGCCCCAGCGGCACACAUAUCAGUCCAUUUCUGAGCUUACUGCAGGCAAGGCCAUGUCCAUCAAGAACCUGGUGAUGGAGACCUUCUAUAAGGACAAGGGCAAGGAGAAAGAGGGCCGGAUCCAUGUGUACACCCCGACCGCCACCUACCUCAAGGUGUCCACAUCCUUUCACGUUGGGGCAAGUGUUUUCCGGAGUGCUAGUGAAGUGACCUCUCUGUGGAACCAGCUGCUGAAGAAUGAAAUCUACCUGGAGAACAGUGCCAAGAGCAGAUCCCUUCUGUUCAAGCUGAAGAACCCCAAGCAAGAGUUCAACAUCACAGCAGCGCUGAUGGUGCAGGAGGAGAAACUGAAGAAGAGGAACGUGACGCUGAGGAUGGUGCUCGCGGAUCACAAGAGUCCCCCUGCGGUGCUGCAGCUGCUGGGCCAGGUCGAGGAGCUGCGCAGAGAGAAGACGCUCUACCAGAAACGAGGAACACUGCACUUCAGGCAUCCAUUUAAGCUGCUGAUCCCUCAGAACAUUGUCCUUCAUGAGACCUUCACUGUGGACACGGAGAGGAAGCACUAUGUGUUGGAGACCAGGGCAGUGCUGGACGAGAAUGAAGAGACCGUUCAGACACUCACGCUCGGCUAUCAGCCUGACAACCCUUACGUGUGCGCUGGCCUUGUUCACCCUUACAGUGCUGCGAUAGUGCCAAAGAAUACCGAAGUGUGCAUCAGAACCAAGACUGAUCAGAAUAGCCAGUAUGAAGCUGAAGCCACAGUGAGAAUCAAUCAGAAGGACAGCCUGAGUGUCCUGGGCAGGUACCAAAACAGAUCCUCCAAGACAGAGACUUGGCAUGGGGUGCAGCUGAACAUGACUCACCUGUUCCAGUUAAAAUCCCCCCAGGCUUUGAGCCUCGAGAGCGAGCUGUUUUCAAAACCCACUAAGACCCACUGGUUCAGCUAUGGAGUCACUGGAAAAGCCAUUGUCAAUAAACAUGAUGUGUCUCAGUUUAACAUCCAGCUGAAUCACUCGUCAAAUGAAGUUGGCCUCUAUUCAUUGUUCAGUCACCCCUAUCAGUCCAAAAUCCCUCACGCCCUCCAGGCCCAUGCCAGAGUGAAGCUCUAUGGGGAGAGCAAUGCCAACGGCUCCCUUUACCUGCAGAGCAAUGGCAAAGACGCGGCCAUGCUGGAAGUGGAUCUCAUGAAUGAAAGCAAGAAAAACCUCAGGCUGAUUGGAGCCAAACUGAACCUUCAUCAGACACUGCUCCCCAGAUUUGAGGAUGUGUAUCUACAGCUAACUGGGAAGGCAUCCGCUUCAAGGGUGUCCUUGCUCUCCAAUGUCCAGCUGGGUGAUCAAGCUCUCCAGGUGGAUCUGUCCGGGUUCAAGGACCAGAGAGCAGGACUGAGCGCGUCGGUCAGUGGCAGGGUCCAGCACAACAUGGACAGCCUGCCAUUGCUGCCCCCUGUCCUGGGGCUGGACGGGUCAUUGAAACACCAAGACGACCUCAGUGAAGGUGCCCUGACUGUCAAAGUGAGCGAUGCCCUGUAUGAAGUGAAGCUGUGGAACCACAAUGUGUUUGUGGGCGGCGCCCUGCAGUGUGACGUCUCUGCCUCUCUCAAGCAGAACGGCAGCACGUGGGGGCCGGAGCAGGCCGAGGUGAAGGGGAGGCUGGGGCAGGGGCAGGUGGAGGGCUGGAGCGACGGCAGGCUGUGUGUCCAGGCUGGAUCCAGAGCCUUGUGUCUCAACCUCUCCAGCAGCUUGCAGCCGGAGCACACUGGGGUCAAGGCAGAGCUCACACACUCCGUCCCCGAGCUCAACGCGGCCGGCCUCCCCUCGGAGGGCACUCUGUCAGUCAGCUACGAUCUGGGGGCCCUCAAUCGCUCCGGGGCAGUGGAGCUACAGGGAGGGGGGUGCAGUCUGGUGGCUCGGGUGGCGGUGGGGAGAAGGUCGGCCGUGCCCCCCCGAUGGCAGCUUCUCUCCAGCCUGAACCACGACAGCGAGGGGCUAAGGAGACAGGGCUUACCCCACUCUGCACAGGGAACCGGCUACUAUCAGAACGGGGCUGCUGGCCUCCUGGCUGGACUCUCUGUGAGUGUGGAGAAGCAGCACUUCAACCUGGAGCUGGAGAAGAGGAGCAACGACAGUGCAGCACAGAUCGCUGUGUCCCUGAACCACCACAUGGGGGUGAUAUCUCAGGUCAUACCCACAGCUCUGCAGCGCUUGCAGGUGAACUGCUCUGGAGAGGCGACCACAGACAGCCUGGCUGCUCAUUGCUCUGGAGCCGCGGCCAGCAGGCCCCUCGAGAACCCGGCACUGACCAGGUUUUCUGUUAACGGGUCGAUGCUCAGCAGGGACUGCACGGCCCGCUUCGUGACCCGCUUGGAGACCGAUGGAGAUCAACACGCGGCUCUGAGCCUGCACGCUGCCUGUGCCCCUCGACACCAGCUGAGUGUGGAGCUGGGGCACUCCCUGCCUCUGCUGCAGGCCUUAGGGGUCCCCACAGAGAACAAGCUGGCCCUCACUGCAGGAUCCGGGGCUCUCCUGGACAUCACACUGGGACAGUGCAGCUUCAGAGCGAGGGGUGACAUCAACGUGAGUGCCAGCGCAGACCUGCAAGCACAGACAGGCUGGGCAGCCAACUGGACCAACACAUGCCCUACGCUGCAGCGGGCAGGCCUGCCUCACAGCUUGGUGGCAGGGGCCUCCCUCACUGUGGGCAGCUGCCUCUCAAACCUCACCGCGAGCCUGCUGUUCGAUGGGAAGGCAGCUAGGCUGCAGCUGGAUUCUGCCUGUGAGCCCCGGUACAGCGUGCAUGGGGUGUUCAGACACUCCAUCCCUCUGCUCAGCCAACAAGGCCUGCCCCAGGACAACCAGCUAACCCUCUCCGCUGCCAGGGGGCCCAGGGCCGGAGGGACGGUGCUGCUGCAGGCAGGGAAGUGCAGGAUCAAGGCCAGCGGAGACCUGAAGCCUGGGAAGAGGAGCGAGUGGACAUGGGCGACGGAAACGGCAUGCCAGCUUAUAAAGGGUGUCACUCUUCCCGCUCACUCCCAGUUCAAUGGCUCGGUGGUGUUAGACGGCUGUCGCGCGGCCCUCCUCGCUGACAUGCUGCUAGACGGGGACUCUGCCUCUCUGGAGCUGACGUCAGACUGCAGUCCCCGGCUCAGCCUGGAGGGGGUGUUCAGACACAGCCUGCCCACGUUGCAGGGUGUACCCCUGGAGAACAGGCUCCUGGUCACUGUGGGUAAGCAGACGCUCAGUCACGAGGCCAGCGUGGAGCUGGUGUCAGGGGCCUGUGAACUGCAGGCUAACGGAGACCUCCAGCUUGAAAAUAAAAUCCAGUGGAAAUUCCAGAUGGAGAACAAAUGCAAGCGACUUCAGGAUCUCGGGACCCCAGUGAAAGCAGAUGGAUCUGGGUUCUUCGUGAUAAACAGGGUAAACCUGGAUUCACGGAUGCUAAUUAAUAUCGAUGAGGCCAAAUUACAGGGGCAUCUGACUCUCAAGGCGAUUGAUUUCAAGCAGGAGCUGGAAGCCAUGCUGACACACAAUGUCCAGGCUGCGAUCGGCAUGGGGAUUCCAGGCAGCAUGGUGUUGAGAGUGACCUCUGAGAGGAGUGGAGACAUCUACAAGAGGUUCAUCAAGCUCAGCGUGGACAGCAAGCAGAUAACCGAAGAGCUGAGUGUUGUCAGGAUGCUGGAGCAGGUGACAGCGAGCUACCUGCUGUCCCACAACGUGGACACUCUGCGGAUGUGGAUGAUAGACGACAGGACUGAGCUGCAGGCAAAGCUGGACUGGAAGGAGGUGAAGGUAUUCACCCUGCACUCGCAGUGCGGAGUUCGACUCGCCAUCCUGAGAGUCCAAGUGAAGGACACGCCCACGAGGAGUGACAUCACCACCAGUUUCCGGCACACCUGGCCACACCUCCUGGAGUCUGGGCUGCCAGGCUCUGCUGAGGUUCUGUGUUACCUUCAGGGUUCAGUUCCCAACAUGGAGUCGUCGGCACACAUCACAGUCAGUGAGGACAGGUCCAUUUCCUAUACCCUGAACAUGAGCGCGCCGGGACACCGACGCUUCCAUUUCCUCUUCAGAAACACACACAACAUCCGGAGCUUACAGGCUGCAGGAUACCCAAAGACACUGGAGACUGCGUUCACGCUGCAAAACCAGGAUCCUCAAAUCAAGACGACGUUGGAGGUGCAGGUUGAUGGCAAGCAUGUGAAAGUGUGGGUCGGUGCGGUAGGGAGUUUGCAAAGGGACAGCCCCCUGGAGGUCAGCGCUGAGAUACAGCACUCUGCACCCCUCCUCAACCAGCUUGGCCUGCCCUUUCACUUGAAGGUGGAGGGAUGGGGGCAGGCGAGGGACGCUGAUUUAGACGGAUCCCUGAAAUUGAGCUGUGAACCAAAUUCAAGCCUCAUCGUGAUGGUGGAAGGGAAGAAUCGACCGCUAAGCAAGGUGUUACGAGUGAAGGCAAUGCACAACAUCCCCAUGGUCCGGCACUAUCUUCCCCACAGCUUUGAUAUCAACACAAAGUUAAACUACUCCAGCAAUGACAUCAAGGGGAAAGUGGACCUCAUCCUGGACAGAAGGGACUUGCAUGUGACUGCUGCUUUAACAAUGAGGGAGUCUGGCUAUGAGGAAGUCCUGGAGAUCUCUCACACAUUCCCACAGCUGAAGUUUGUUCCAAAAAGUGUCGAAGUCACAACCUCGUUCCAAAGAAACAACAGCACUCACACUCUGCACCAUGUGACGCUGUGGGAAGGCAAGGAACUGAAGCUCAUAGCCACGUACGCGGGGCAGUUCCUCAAGGGGUCUGUGGCGCCUGAGCUGCGAGUGGAGAUCUCCCAUCCUUUCUUCAUCCCGUGGCCCCAUCAGUCCACCCUGCAUGUCCACAUGGACCAUGCUGUCCACUCUCACCUGGACAAGAUCAUCCUCGGCUGGAGUGGCAAAGAUCAGGUUGUUCUUCUGUGCUCACUGAGCUACGGCAAGGGUCGUGUGGAAAGCAGAGUGACUCUGAGACACCCCUUCAGACUGGCCCUGCGGCACCUGGAGUUCCAGUGUGACUCCGAGGCACAAGCAGGGAGAUACACCCACGAGACGCAGGUUUCCUGGAAUGAGGGGCUUCCUGUAGGAGUAAGGAUCUCCCUGCAGGAUCAGUCAAAGACCAACGCCACAGUGUGGGAGACCUGCGUCACCCUCUCACCUGGACAGCUACAGUCUGCCCUGGCCCUGGUUGCACUGCAGGGCUGUGGAUCAGUGUCCCGAGGGGAGAGCUCCUUCACUGAGACACUAGAGCUGGACUGGGACACCAAGAAGAUCCGCCAGAGCCUCAAACAUCAGAAGAGCAGCAAAGAAGGAGUCAAUAGUCUGCAGCUGGACGUGUUCCUGGAGAACGUUUUCCAGACGUCGUGCUCCACUCAGAGGAUUGAGGGGCGAGUGGAGACCAACUACCAGGACCAGCUAGAGCACCACCUCAAGCUGGGACUCUGCCACCCCCACACUCCGAUCACAGUUUCUGGGAAACACCAUGUGAGUCGGGGAGAGCUUCUCUUGCGCUCCGAGACCCGAGUGUCAGUGUCCAGCAGCGGACAAGAGGACAGCGACAGUGCCCUCAUAGUGACCGCAAGGAACCACGGCUCGCCAGGGGUCAAGAACUACUCCAUAGAGGUGGAGCUGCAGGGUUGUGCUGAUGUGCAGCUGGUCCUGGCAGGAAGGCUGUCCUCCUCACUCCUCCAGAACCACAUCCUGCUGGAGGGGAGCCUGGACCACCAGGACAGGGUCACGCUGCGGGCCUCGCAGGGCAGCCGGUGUCUACAGGCAUUCGCCGGCUACGCCAACGGGGAGGUGGGAGAGGACGCCCUGGAGCUGUCUGUCUGUUCAGAGGGACAGCGGCGGUUCAAGGUGGACGUGUCUCGCUGUGUGGAUGGGGUGAGACUGGGGACGCUGGGACACGUCUCGCUCAGUCUGGUGAAUGGGAGUGUGAACCUGUGGGCACAGGGAAGCAGAGAGGGCCUGCACACAGCCGAGGCCAGACUUGCUGAGGUUUCUUCCCAGCUGAAGACCAGGCUCCUGGACAAGAGCAGGAAGCUGGAGAGCAAGCUGCUGGAGUUCAGGAGAGACGUGCAGCACACUGACUUGCUGUUGGAGCUGUCUGGAUAUCCUCUCCGGCUGACUCAGGCAGCGGGCAGGCUGGUAGAGAACUCGGGCCGGGUCGGCUCACCGGCGUGGGGGCAGAGCUGGCUCAGAGACGCCCUCACACAAGGGCUGCCGCACUACCUCCAGAGGAUUCAGAGGACACUGCAGCAGAUGCAGGAUGAGCUGAAAAGGCCGCUGAGCACACUGAAGGACGCCUAUCAGGACGUGACUCUGAGGGCCCUGGACGAGGUGUGGAGGGAGCGGGUGCAGGAAGUCCUGGGUGGGCUGGAGUCCCGGCUGCCCACCCUCAUCAAGGAGGUGUGGCUGAGGCAGCACAUCCACGGAGUACUGCAGCUCCUCACCAGGGGCCUGGACACGGCUGCGCAGCAGGUGCUGAAGUGGACCGACACAAAGCUGUCCAGAGCAGUGAGCAGGAUCCGGAAACCGCUGGCAGAGCUCUACAGAUACACAGCCAGUAACGGCUCGGUGGCAGUGAGGCUGCCUGUGCUGCCUGGAGAGGAUGCUGAGCUGAGCCUGUCCAACAUCACUGCCUUCCUGCUGGAGGAGAGGCUGCUGAGACCCCUGAGGGAGCUGGGCAGUCUGAGCCCCGCCGCAGAGUACUACCGACUCAAGAGAAGAAUGAUGGAGAGCCCCUUUGAACACCACGCUGUGCUGAUAGAGGGCCGCUUCGUGGUGUCGUUCGAUGGGAAGGUGUUUGAGGUGGCAGGGAGGUGCAGUGUGGUCCUGGCCCAGGAUUUCACUCAGGACAGCUUCACUGUGCUGCUGAGGCAGGAGCCAGGAGGGAGACGAUCUCUAUACCUGGAGAUGAACCAGACUGUCGUCACCAUCCUGCCCGGCCCGCGGGUGGAGGUGGCCUGUAGCCCAGCUGACUUGCCCCUGGUCAAAAAUGGAGUGACUGUCAGAAAGGACGCCAAUCAAAUCACGAUGACCAAUCAGAACGGGGUGACCGUCUCAUGUGACAAGCACCACAGCUUCUGUACCCUGACUCUGAGUGGCUGGCAGCACGGUGUCUCGGCUGGCCUCUUCGGGACCAAUGACAAUGAAGCUGCGAAUGAGUUCACUAAGCCUGACCACUCCCACACAGACAGCAUCCCACACUUUAUCCAGAGCUGGCAGGUCGGCUCUCAGUGUCGUUCAAACACCAAGAAGCCCAAGAGCUGCCCGGCUGCAGUGAGCCAGCACACCUGCAAAGCUCUCUUCAGAGACGCCUGCUCCCCCAUGAGGAACUGCUUCAGAGUGGUGGACCCGGCUCCAUUCUAUAAGCUGUGUAUGAGCAGCACAUGUGGGCCCAACGCAGACAGGACCUCCUGCAGUCUGGCAGCUGCCUUCGUCCAUCUCUGCAACAGAAACCUGGUGCCUCUGGACAUUCCAUCCAAGUGUGUGUAGAUGCUGCCUGGGGUAGGAGGCUGGGCGAGGGGAAGGGGGGGUCUCUGUCAUAAUAAAGGGGAGGUACACCUCGACUCCUCCCUCACUAACCCCCGAAGUCUCCUACGAGCUGGACUGAACAACACCGUGCAGAGGCAAUGACUGCAGCACAAGCUGUCUGAUAAAACCAGGGCUGGGGGUUGAGGCUGGUCUUACAUUGAAGAUGAGUGUGUGUGUGUGUGUCUGUCUGUCUGUCUGUCUGUGUGUGUGUGUGUGUUUGAAAAUACAUGUUUGAAAAAGUCCAGGGGUUUAUUCCAGCAGGUAACUUUGAAAUCUAACUGUGUGCAGUUCAUAUAGUCUUGUUUGUUGACCAAGAAAUACGAUCCCUAAAGGUUCUCAUUAAAACACCUUUUUAAAUACGAUCCCUAAAGCUUCUCAUUAAACCCUCUUUUUAAAAGUCAAGGCUUGAAAACACAGCACUGUCUAAACCAAUCCCUUCUUUCAGCUCAGCAAAGUUGUGCACAAAUGAAACCAUAUCCUGGACUGCAUUGUGUUUGUGAUCCGACUUCCGUCUGAACUUUUAAACUGGUUCUGUUGUUGUUGUUUAAAUGUGUUCUCCAAGCUCCUCUGCCCCCGGGAGUUUGGGGGUUGCCUGUAUUAAUGGGUGAACAGGGUCUGAUUUGACAUAUACCUCUUCAAUCUGUCAUGCACUUUCUUUUAUCUGUGUUGAACUGAAAUAAAAGCUGAA
This is a messenger RNA of Acipenser ruthenus (sterlet), 12531 nucleotides long. RefSeq lists its product as uncharacterized. The record is from RefSeq and is a predicted model, not a curated record. Gene Ontology annotation, molecular function: lipid carrier activity. NCBI's taxonomy places the organism in Eukaryota, Metazoa, Chordata, Actinopteri, Acipenseriformes, Acipenseridae. Bases 108 to 11804 code for a protein of 3898 amino acids. The transcript is spliced from 74 exons. Gene Ontology annotation, biological process: lipid transport.